Messenger RNA from Oryza sativa Japonica Group (Japanese rice), 1874 nucleotides. NCBI's taxonomy places the organism in Eukaryota, Viridiplantae, Streptophyta, Magnoliopsida, Poales, Poaceae. The record is from RefSeq and is a predicted model, not a curated record.
UGACACUCCCCUCCCCCCUCUCUCUUCCAAAACCCUCUCUCUCUCUCUCCUUGCUCGCUUGUUUCCUAUUUUCCUCUUCCCCUCGCAUCGCAGCACAGCGGUAGGCAUUUCGCUUCCAUUGCUUCUCCUCCUCCUCCGCCGCCGCCGCCGCUGCUGCUCGUCUUCCCUCUCCCGACCCGCCACCCGCCUCCUCGCCGGUUUGAUUUUUUUUUUCUUUUUGUUCACCCGGCCGGGCGGGGCGAGCUUGCGCUCUCUUUUCUUCCUUCCUUUUUCUUGGAUUCUAUUUCGGCUUUGGUUGUUCGGUCGGGGGGGGGGGGGGGGCGCAAGAAUCGGAGUAGGAGGUCAUGGUGGUUAGGGAAAAGCAAGGUGGCCGGAUGGGGAAGGGGAAGGGGAAGGGGAAGGAGAAGGAGUGCGACAUUAACUGCUUCGGGAGGAGCUUCUUCCGUGUGCUUCUCACCCUGCAAUCUCUGGAGCGGAUGAAAAUCCCAUCAUCAUUCAACCAAUGCCUUCAGAAUCAACCUACUGGGAUGGUUUCUCUGGUUGAUCGAAGUGGAAAUAAAUGGAGUGCAGAGCUGACUUCAGACUCUGAGGGAUUCUUCUUUGUGCAUGGAUGGAAAGAAUUUGUCAGAGAUAACUCAAUUCAGUGUGGUCAAUUUUUAGUAUUCACUUAUGAUAAACGGUCACAAUUCUCAGUGACAGUCUUUGAACCUUCAGGCAUUGACAAGAUAUCAACUUUCUCUGCUCACCCUUCCAAAAAUGUGAUCAUUAAAACAGAAAGUGAUGAAGGGGGCAUGGUCACCGCAGCUAUCACAACAGAGAAAAUGGCUCCCGCCCUGAAGGAAAAUAAUGGAAUCACAGGAAAGAGAACUAGAGAUGUAGAUUACCUUAUGGAAGAUAGGGUGGUUGUAUUUAAGAAGUCAUCUGAGGCUAAUGUUUGCGAAAGUUCUAGGAGAAAACGUGCAGGAGCUUCUGCUGGCAAGUCCAAGGUAACAUCGACAAGCCAUAACAGUACCAGAGGUUCAUCAUGCAGCUCAGAUGAAGAUAAUUCUUCUAGCAAGUCACCAAAUCCACCAUUCCUGAUGCGCUUUCUGUCUGGUGAGGUGUCUCGGCGUGGUAGAUGUGUUUCAAAGGGUCAAAGACAACUAACAGUAAUAUCACAGAGGCGUCCGGUAACUGAAGCAGAGAAGGACCAUGCUCUUCAAAGGGCAAGAGAGUUUAAAUCUAAGAAUCCUUUUGCCGUGCAAAUAAUGAUGGAGUCAUAUGUCUAUGUUGGAUUUUUCAUGAAUAUCCCAUGUGAAUUUGUCCGUGAGUGUCUUCCCCAUACCAACAAAAGGAUCACACUCUGGGAUCCACAAGGGAAGGCUUGGGAAGUUAACUAUGUCUACUACAGUGAUCGUUCUGUUGGUUCUUUCAGUGGUGGCUGGGGCAAAUUUGCUGUUGGCAACAAUCUGGAGAAGUUUGAUGUGUGUGUCUUCGAGCUUGUCCAGAAGGAUAACAUAAAAGUGCACAUCUACAGAGUUGUCCCAGAAAUUACUCCGCACAAACUCCGUUCUGACCCGAAGUAACAUUGCUAUGUCGGCAUGUUGGAGGCUUCAAUUCCAUUGAUCUGAGGCUGUAGUUGGCAGUUAAAAAACUAUUUAUAUGUUGGUUUCUAUAAAAAAAAACAAAAUAAGUGCCUAGUUCAUAAGUGAACUAUUGUUCCGGUUGGGUUGUUGAAUGACUAGUUUAGACCUGGUUGUAUUGGUUAAGGAGUGUACUAUUGUUGCGGACGUGCAGCCAUUGUAAUGCUAAAAUGUAACUUGCAUUUUUUUUUGUGGCUGUAUAAUAUUUUUACUGUUAUGUUUCAUGAUAUAUGUCAUAGGUAGUUGAUUUCA